Ilyonectria robusta is the source of this 990-nucleotide messenger RNA. RefSeq names its product S-adenosyl-L-methionine-dependent methyltransferase. The record is from RefSeq and is a predicted model, not a curated record. Bases 1 to 990 code for a protein of 329 amino acids. Lineage: Eukaryota; Fungi; Ascomycota; Sordariomycetes; Hypocreales; Nectriaceae. Gene Ontology annotation, molecular function: methyltransferase activity. The transcript is spliced from 4 exons.
AUGGAAGGCCACAUCGAAGCCGGCAUCAACAACGAAAACGACGAACUCUCAACCAGCGAUGCCGACUCGGCGGUGAGCAUCUCCAGAAGUAGCACGACCUCCAUCACGCCUAGCAUCUGGGAGCACGAAUAUAUUAAUGGCCGCCGCUACCACAAUUUCCGCUCGGGCCGCUACCCAUUGCCUAACGACGAUAGGGAGCAAGAUCGUGAGGAUAUGAUGCAUAGAAUAAUGCUUCAAGCGACGAAUGGGAAGUUAAUAUAUGCGCUAAUUGACGAGGAUCCGCAGAAUAUUGUGGAUUUGGGAACAGGGACGGGAAUAUGGGCGAUUGAAGCUGCCGAUGAUUAUCCCAGUGCACAGGUCAUCGGCCUCGAUCUCAGCCCCAUCCAGCCCGACGUGGUGCCGCCCAAUGUGACCUUCAUUGUUGACGACAUUGAAGACGAAUGGCUUAACGGCGACAACUUUGACCUUGUCCACCUCCGCCACGUGAUGCCGUACCUCGAAUCACCCGAAAAAGUCUUGAAGAAGGCUUUCUGUCACAUGAAGCCUGGCGCCUGGAUCGAGCUCCAAGACAUCGACCACCAAUGCCACUCAGAUGAUGAUACCAUACCCGACAACUGGCCUGUUACGCAAUUAUAUGACUUGUUGGUUGAUGCCUUUCAGCGCUUCGGUGGUAACGCCCGCGCUGCCGAUCUUGGCGGAGAGUAUCUCACCAACGCGGGCUUCAUCAACAUUCAACACAACUACGUCAAGCUGCCCUUCGGCCCGUGGCCCCUCGAUAAAAAGAAGCGCUACGUCGGUCAGUUUUAUCGUGAAGCCUGCAAAGAGUUCUUCCCCGCCCUCGCUGCCCGGCAUUUUCCCAAAAUGGGCUGGACGAGCGCCGAGACGGAGGUCUUCUUGGCAGAGUGUCGAGAGGCAAUGAAAGAUUGCAGUGUCCAUGCCUACAGCAAAAUGCAUUUUUGGAGUGGACAGAAAUCCAAGGAUGCAAAGUAG